AUGAAAUUCAUAAAGCUCAAGGUAUGCGAUAGCCAAGUGGGAUUAGGAUUCCCUCAUGUUCAAAAUGAACUUGAUGGGGAUAACCAGGCCUCCAAAAGGUUUCAGGGCAAUUCAAGCUCCGAUUUAAUCAGCAACUUGUCGAGUAACGUCAUCGACAAUAUUUUAAUUUAUCUGUCCAUUCAUGAAGCAGUGGGGACUAGUAUCUUGUCCAAGCGAUGGAGGUUCAGGUGGAGUUAUAUCACUUCACUGUGGACCCAUAUCGAAUUUUACCUUUUGUGUUCCUUGCCUAGUAGCUUUCCUGAAAUUUGCCUGCUGUUUCUUUACCUUAGGGACGAAGACAUUCACGAAAUUGACUUUAGUUAUGGAUUUAAUAGGAUCCCAUCACAUCUAUUCUCAUGUUUUACAUUGAGGCGGUUGACCUUGUCCAAAUGUCAUAUCAAAGUUCCUUUGGCAUUUCAAGGAUUUGUCAAGUUGAUUUCUCUUAAGUUUCGCCAGGUUUAUUUUGAUACCGACGAUAUAUUUGAAAGUUUUAUCUCCAAAUGGCCAUUGCUUGAAACACUUUGGAUAAACAAUUGCAGUGAAAUUGACAGCCUUGAAAUUGACCUUCCUUAUUUAAAGUACUUUGAGUUCUGUGGUGAUUGUCGGACUUUUAGUUUUAGAAAUGUAAGUCAGCAUCUUUCAACAUAUUAUUUUGAGGGAUGUUAUAAAAUGUCUUGCUGUGAACCAACAAAACUUUUUGAAAGUCUGCCUGUCGUCAAGCACUUGUAUCUGGGAUACGACUUUUUGCAGUACAUGUGUGGUGGAAGCAUCUCCAUGAAACUUUCUCUUGGCUGCCUUAGAGUUCUUAAACUCCAUGAAGUGCAUUUUCAGAGGACGCGUCUUGUCUCUGUUCUGCUUUGCUUGAUUGUGAGCUCCCCUAACUUAGAGGAACUGGAGAUUGGGGCUGAGAGCGUAACUAUUGGCUUCAUUGUUCCCCAUCGCUCCACUAUUUUCAAAUGUAAAAGAUCUUUUAGAUAA
Mercurialis annua (annual mercury) is the source of this 1017-nucleotide messenger RNA. RefSeq names its product F-box/FBD/LRR-repeat protein At1g13570-like. The transcript has 5 exons. NCBI's taxonomy places the organism in Eukaryota, Viridiplantae, Streptophyta, Magnoliopsida, Malpighiales, Euphorbiaceae. The coding region runs from base 1 to 1017 and encodes 338 amino acids. The record is from RefSeq and is a predicted model, not a curated record. Gene Ontology annotation, molecular function: protein binding.